AUGGAUAUUUCCGUGACACGACAUUACCGCGAACGACAUUACCGCGAGACAAUACCGCGAACGACAUUACCGCGAACGACAUUACCGCGAGCGACAUUACCGCGAGCGACAUUACCGCGAACGACGUUACCGCGAACGACAUUACCGCGAACGACAUUACUGCGAAUACAAAAAACGACAUUACCGCGAAUACAGAAAACGACAUUACAGUGA
Didymodactylos carnosus is the source of this 213-nucleotide messenger RNA. NCBI's taxonomy places the organism in Eukaryota, Metazoa, Rotifera, Eurotatoria, Philodinida, Philodinidae. The record is from the annotation of a GenBank genome assembly.